This is a messenger RNA of Malassezia restricta, 1266 nucleotides long. RefSeq names its product nicotinate phosphoribosyltransferase. The coding region runs from base 1 to 1266 and encodes 421 amino acids. Gene Ontology annotation, biological process: NAD+ biosynthetic process. Lineage: Eukaryota; Fungi; Basidiomycota; Malasseziomycetes; Malasseziales; Malasseziaceae. The record is from RefSeq and is a predicted model, not a curated record. Gene Ontology annotation, molecular function: nicotinate phosphoribosyltransferase activity. The transcript has 2 exons.
AUGACGAUCCCGGUGCGCCUGCCCUCGCUUCUUGAUACGGACCUGUACAAGUUUACGAUGCAGCAGGCCGUGCUGCAUCACUUUCCCGAUACGCAAGUAACAUACCACUUUACGAACCGAGCCGGCGACAUGCUCUUUACUCGGGAGUGUGCGGACCAGAUCCAGCUUGCGAUCAACCAUCUUGGCACGCUGCGACUGACGCCUGAUGAGCUGGAAUGGCUGCGCACGUCAUGUGCGUACUUGCGCGAGCCGUACCUGUCAUUUCUUCGCGAGUUUGCGCUGCGGCCCGCGGAGCAGGUGCAGCUUUGCUAUACGCCGGUCAACGAUACACAUGGCACGCUCGGCAUCGACAUUCGCGGCGCCUGGAAGGAUGUGAUACUGUAUGAAGUGCCUGUGAUGGCGAUCAUUAGCGAGACAUAUUUUGCCAUGUGCGAUACGGAUUGGCGUCUGGAUGGCCAGCGCGAACAGGCAUACCGCAAGGGCAGGGACCUGUUGGAACACGGCAUUGUCCUGAGCGAGUUUGGCACACGUCGAAGACGUUCGCUUGCGACGCACGAAGCCGUGAUGGAUGGUCUGGUGCAGGCUCACAAGGAUGUACAGGCGGCUCAUUUGCCCAAAGCGGGUCGCCUCCUCGGUACCAGCAACGUGCACUUGGCCAAGAAGUAUGGGCUCGUGCCGAGCGGCACCAUUGCGCACGAGUGGACGAUGGGUAUUGCGACGCUGAUGGGAUACGAGCACAGCAAUCUACAUGCGCUAUUGCUUUGGGAUAAGGUGUACCAGCCCCCGGCCUUUACUCCGACGCAGCCUUCGGAGGACCUGACGAUCGCGCUGACGGACACGUUCAGCACCAAGGUGUUUUGGGAAGAUAUCACGUCCAAUCCACUUGGCUCGGAUAUUCUCAAACGCUGGCGCGGCCUGCGACAGGAUUCAGGCGACAGUGGCGCCUUUGUACAGCAUGCACUGGACAUGUACCGCAAGAUGGGCAUCGAUCCGUCCACCAAGCUCGUCAUUUUCUCCGACGGCCUCAAUGUAUCGCGCUGCAAGGAGCUGCAGCGCAUGGCCGAAGAAUGCGGCAUUCGUGCUGGGUUCGGGGUAGGAACGAACCUCACGAACGACUUCUGCCGGGUGUCUGACGGCACCCCGAGUCGGGCCCUCAACAUGGUGAUCAAGCUUAGCUCCGUGCAGGGUAAGCCGGCUAUCAAGAUCAGCGAUGACCUCACGAAGAACACAGGUGAUCCAGACGAAGUGGCGUACGUACAGCUAUGA